Molecule: messenger RNA, 2277 nt
Organism: Fukomys damarensis (Damara mole-rat)
Lineage: Eukaryota; Metazoa; Chordata; Mammalia; Rodentia; Bathyergidae
Gene: Snx12
Product: sorting nexin 12
Exons: 4
Coding region: 65-547 (160 amino acids)
Biological process (GO): late endosome to Golgi transport; endocytic recycling
Cellular component (GO): early endosome membrane; retromer complex
Molecular function (GO): phosphatidylinositol-3-phosphate binding
Source: RefSeq, a predicted model, not a curated record
CGCGCUCCUGCCUCGGCCUCUGUCCCCCACCCCCUUCCCCGGUCCGGGUCUCUCCUUCGUAAAGAUGUCGGACACGGCAGUAGCCGACACUCGGCGCCUUAACUCGAAGCCGCAGGACCUGACCGACGCAUACGGGCCGCCAAGUAACUUCCUGGAGAUCGACAUCUUUAAUCCACAAACGGUGGGCGUGGGCCGCGCGCGCUUCACCACCUAUCGAAAAGACACAAACCUACCUAUCUUCAAGCUGAAAGAAUCCUGUGUACGGAGGCGCUACAGUGACUUUGAAUGGCUGAAAAAUGAGCUGGAGCGAGAUAGUAAGAUUGUAGUACCACCACUGCCUGGAAAAGCCUUGAAGCGGCAGCUCCCUUUUCGAGGAGAUGAAGGGAUCUUUGAAGAAUCUUUCAUUGAAGAAAGGAGGCAGGGCCUCGAGCAGUUUAUUAACAAAAUUGCUGGGCACCCUCUGGCUCAGAAUGAACGCUGCCUACACAUGUUCCUGCAGGAGGAGGCAAUUGACAGGAACUACGUCCCUGGGAAGGUGCGCCAGUAGGAGCCCCUCUCACCACCUGCUCCUCUACUUUCCUGCUGAGAUGACAUUGGUUUUUACACUAAGCCUCUCUCUCUCUCUUUGAUCUGAAGUUGGCUGCCCAUCUCCUGGCCUGAUAAACUGUCUGGCAUUGUACCCCUUGGUACCUCCUGACUACACCUUGUGGGUAUUCUGCAAGGAUCUUCUCUGAGGAGAAGUGGGAAAUCACAGGCAGAUGCCCUUUGCUUGGGGGUGGGUGGGUGGGUGGAGGUUAGACUGGAAGGCAAUUUCUUGGGCAUUUACUCUUGCCAAGGCAAACUGGGGGUGGGGCGGGGCUCGUGCUGGUGAUACUUGGACACAUACCAAUGCUGCAAGUCCAGGGGAUUUUCCUUUUUCUUAGGUUUAACCAGGAACACUGAGCAGGGAAAAACCCUGCCUUUCCUACCUGCAUGAACCUUUUCUUUUUGGGGAAGGUGGUAGCGAUCAAAAGCUCUCCAUCUUUUCUCUAGGCCUGUUCCCAGUUUUCUCAGCAGUUUCUUUUAUCAUUUUCUCUCUCCCUUGUCACUUUCCAUGGCAGUAAUCCUCCUAGAGUCUAAGCAGUCUGUUAUGUAUAGCAAAGUGUGGGUUUUCUGGGCCCAUCUUCAUGGCUGCUACAGAGUCAGAAGAAAGCUAUAGGGAGUAGGGGAGCUCCUGUUGCCUAGCCCCGCUUUCUCUGUGGCUCUCUACUCUGGCUGCCUACUUUUGCUUACCAGAAGGUGGGUCAGUGUGGGCUGGCAGUUCUCCUCCUUCAAGCCCUUGCUACUUUAUGAGUUAGCUUUGCAGGCUUGGUGGCUUAAGGAUGGGGCUAACUCACCACUGCCAAGUCACUCCUUGAAUGGUGGCAGUUGGUCGUAUCCUAGGUUUCUGCAGGUUGUAGGGAAGAACAUUACCACUUUCUUUCUUUUAUUUUCCCUUCCCCAUCCCAUUUAGUGUUGCCCCAAGGGCAGAAGCACACAAACCAACCACAGUUUCUGAUUUCUCUUAAGCACUUUGAGCUGUUGAAUGGGGCUCAGGAGCAGGGGUUGUCACUGCCCUCCCUAGCUUGGUCACGGGGUUAUUGAACUGCCUGCACUUGUUUCCCAUGGAAUGCCAGCAUUCUCCCCAGGACUAGCAGCUGGGUAUGGAUUUCCUAAAUUUUGGAGUCUAGAGUAGCUUCUUGUGGCUGACAACUGUCCUGAGCUUUUGUCUAGAGGGAAGUGUUUUCUUUUUUUUUUGCUGGGGUCCACUGUCUCUCCCAAGUGGUGUGAUGAGAACAAGUUAACUCUGGUGCUCAGCGAAAGUUGGGGCCCUUUGCUUAGACUCCCGAUCAUGAAAGGAUUAGAAUUUUCUAUACAGGGCAUUGGGGAAAGGAUUGCUGAUUCUGACAUGACCCUGGUCAAAGAGGUUAGGAUUAAAUUUUGACAUGAAUGGAGCCCAUCUAAAUGUUGACAUUCCUUGAGACAGAUGAACUCUGUAGCUGCUGAGCUCCCUUUCUCACCUUGCCAAUGUUGGUAAUGUUGCUGCCUUUUUGAUUUAUAUCCUCUGUUAUAUCCUUUUUUUUUAAGAUUUCUUUUUUCAUUGUGCACAAGUGCUGAGAGUCUGAGGCCCCAUUUCUGCUGUGUAUAUAUCCUGAUUCGGGGCUGUUAUUCAUCAAACUGUUCAUUCUUCUGUCAGGAAAUGUCAUAUUCGAAUCUGUUCAUAUUAAACCACUGUGAAGCAAGCCUCUGUUUUCUUCC